CCCCCAUCGGAACUAUCACAUCACAGCUCUACUGCGAUGUCCCACUUGAAAACAUCCAUCGAAAGUGUUGUUGUUCUGAUUAGAGCGCGGGUCGAGUAAAUCAAACGAAACUGUUGUGUCCUUUAUUUGAAAGUCUAAAUAAAGCAGCCAGCGAGUAACAAAGCAAUAGUUUGAGUAUAAUGGCAUCCGGCGGCUUAGCAUGUGUAAAAUACUUGACAUUCUUUUGCAAUCUUCUUUUUGCGCUCACUGGACUUCUUAUCUUUCUGGUGGGAGGCAUGGUCCAACUAAACUAUGCACACUAUUCGAACUUCGUUAGCGAUCACAUCUGGACCGCUCCUAUUAUACUAAUGAUUGUCGGCGCCGCUGUAGCAGUUAUUUGCUUCCUGGGAUGUUGUGGAGCCUUAAAAGAGAGCAGCUGUAUGAUACUAAGCUUUGCCCUUCUUGCCGUCGUUAUAUUUUUCUUCGAGAUCGGACUGGGCCUUGCUGGCUAUGUGAAGCAUACCGGUCUUCAUCAGAUUAUGGAGGGUCAGUUUAACUCGACCAUGCAGCACUACAAGGAACGGGCCGACUAUCGCGAUGCUUGGACUUUGCUGCAAACCGAGCUAGAUUGUUGCGGCACCAAUGGACCCAACGACUGGGAAAACGUCUUUCCUAAUAGUACCCUGCCUGCGGCGUGCUGCUCUGUGAUUAAUUUAAGCGAGGCCAAGGAAUGUACAAAUGUUCACGCAACCCAGCAUGGUUGCUUGCAGAAGCUUUUAGAUAUAUUGGAUUCGAAGACUUUGAUAUUGGCCUCCGUUGUUUUGGGAGUGGCGGGUAUUCAGAUGCUCACUAUUCUGUUCGCUUGCUGUCUCUAUCGUUCGUUUCGCAGGAGCUACGAUCAUGUUUAGAAUGCGAAGCGAGGAUCCCGUAUGCCGCCUUUAAAAGGGAACAACAUUUUAUGUAGUCUGUAUGUAGUUGUCAUAACAUGCGUCACAAGAACUAUUACAGAAAUUGAAUAACCAAGUAUUCUGUUUCACUUGCCCAUUGACGGCUGAUUAGCUUAUUUAUAGCUGCGGCAUUUAUUGCGUUUUGUAUUAGUUCUUUAAAUAGUCCAUAUGUAAAAAUAUUGGCGAAUUCGAUCGUACCACAGUUUUUUUCUUUGUAAGCUAAAAACCUUAGAAUCCUCUGAAGGUUAAAUAAAAACCAAUUGGGUCUAACCAACAAAA
Drosophila teissieri is the source of this 1205-nucleotide messenger RNA. Its product is annotated as CD63 antigen. The record is from RefSeq and is a predicted model, not a curated record. The transcript has 4 exons. NCBI's taxonomy places the organism in Eukaryota, Metazoa, Arthropoda, Insecta, Diptera, Drosophilidae. Gene Ontology annotation, cellular component: membrane. Bases 180 to 887 code for a protein of 235 amino acids.